AAGCUUUGCUUCUGCAAACAUUAUUGAUACAUCGAAACAAGGUAGCUGUUCAGAAGAGAAAGUACCCAACAAAAGAACCAGCUUCGCUCGCUCUUUCCAAAACUCAAAGCGCCCACAUACUCCCAGACCCACACUCAUUCCCAGUUUCAUGUCCCAGUAAUGGCAACACGCGAACAGGAACAAGAGGAAGAGGACCAAGAACACCCGCCAGAGCAAGGGCCAGACGACAGGGACGAGAACGGGAGCAGGAACGGGAGCCUGUCUUUGUCCACCUACUUGGGCCUCAGCUUCUCCUUGUUCUUGGCGCAUUUGCCCAAGAACUCGCUGACCCUUUUGCCUGGCCUCCGGACCCAGGUCAAAGACCUCUCCUUUAGGCUCCUCCAGGCCGAGGAGCAGCUGAGGCAGAUGAGAUCGAGGAGGAAGGAGGACGCCAAGGCCAACGCCAGGGUGGUGGAGAUCUUCGCCAGCCACCGGAACGCGUGGCAGCAGGACGAGAGGAGGCUGCUGCAGCAGCUGGACGAGGCCAACGAGGAGAUGGCCCACUUGAGGGCGAGAGUGGAGGAGAGCGAGCGGGUCGAGGCGGAGUACAAGGCUAGGGUUGAGGACCUGGAGAGGGAGGUUGGGGAGAGGGAUGACAUGAUUGGGUUCAUGUCGAGGAGGGGUGAGUUUGGAGAAGAGAGUGACAGGAACGGUGGUCAUGGUGAUGUGGAGGAAGCGAGUGAGUAUGAUUAUGGUCAGCAACAACAUCAUCACCGUCAUCAGUAUCAGUACUUGAAUCGGCAGCAAGAGGAGCAGACUGGGAAUGGGUUUGGUUCUGAGUAUUUGGGGUCUGCUUCCAAGUUCUGGGCUGAGAAAGCCAGAGUUUGGCAGGAUGUACAGUAUGAAUCCCUUGAGUCAGUACAUCAUUCAAAGCAUUAUGUGACAAGAAGGGAGUCUCCUUGGAAACUGAAUGGUGAAGGGGUUGGUGUCUCUUCUAAGUUGAAGUUACUUGAACAAGAAUUGUUGAAUUUGGAAAAAGUUGGGGAUGGUGAUCCAUCGAAGGUUCCUUCACUAAUGAGGAAGCAGGCUAAAAGAUAUCAAGCUCUAUCAGGAAAGAUUGACGAUCUGUGCAGAAAGAUGCAAUCUAGCGAUCCUUGUGAACUGACGUUGAGCUCGGAGUUUAGGAGUCAAAGGCAGACCGAGUUCUUACUAGAAGCGUUACGGCUCCAACAGCGUGCAUCCGAGACAGGACAAAAACUGACGGCACUGCAUGCUGAAGUAGGGAAAAGCCUUUAUGAAGAGGAGCUCGGGGGCCAUGCCAGGGUGACCACAAGACGGUCCAUUGACUCAAUAAGGAACAACUUCAAGGAACUCCAAAGAAACCUGGAGAUAUGGUUGGCUCGAAUAAGUGGGGACUUGAAGGGGAUUCUUGCCAGAGACGGGGCGUCUCGCGUGAGAGAAUAUUAUGCUGCUAGAUAUCCUUUUGUGCAGUAGAAUCUCUAAUGCCGUACGAAGAUCUGAUCCUGGGAAACGGUUGUGAAUUUUUGGUAAUCUGAUCCGAAACUAUGAAGUGGCUAUCCUAGGCUGCAAGGCGCUGAAAUGGAAGAUGUACAUGAUUAUUUUUGGUACCAUCAGAAUUAACUGACUUGUGUAAUUAAAACCGUAGUUACCAAAAGGAUUGGAUAGUGAAAACAGAGUUUCAACUCUUAAGUCUCGGCUCUGUCGAAUGCAAGCCAACAAGCAUGAAAUUUUGUGAUGAAGAUCCACUGGAGAGCCCAGAGAUUGAAUUGUCUUAAACGGAAACUGAAGGCUGUGAAAUAUCCCGAGCAUUGAGCAUUUAUCAGUCAUUCAGCUCCUGGUCAGUAUAAAAGAUUAGAGCAUUUUGUGUGCGUUUUCUGUCUUCUUUUUUGUUUCUUUUCAGCGUCUGUAAUCGUUCCUUUUGCUUAAUAUCAAGCUCGAUCUGUGUCUUUGUUUUUGUAUUGCAUCGACCGCAAUAGAACCUGGAGCAACAUCUCUUGUGAAUUUAACCUUCGGCUUGGCUCGGGUUUCA
Molecule: messenger RNA, 2029 nt
Organism: Eucalyptus grandis
Lineage: Eukaryota; Viridiplantae; Streptophyta; Magnoliopsida; Myrtales; Myrtaceae
Exons: 4
Coding region: 160-1473 (437 amino acids)
Source: RefSeq, a predicted model, not a curated record